Molecule: messenger RNA, 347 nt
Organism: Aspergillus candidus
Lineage: Eukaryota; Fungi; Ascomycota; Eurotiomycetes; Eurotiales; Aspergillaceae
Exons: 1
Coding region: 86-304 (72 amino acids)
Source: RefSeq, a predicted model, not a curated record
GAAGCUUCGUUCUGUAUACCAGGUUUAGAUCUAUAUGCGGCAUUUGUGAUUUCAACCUUUCUUUUUCGUCCCUUGGGGAUAUAUCAUGGCGAAAGGCGUAAUCAAAAUUGCAUUAUGCAUGUGGUCUUUCUCUUUUUCUCUUUCUCUUUCUCCUUUUCUCUCUUUCCCUCUUUCCCCCGUUCUCUCCUUCUUCUCUUUCUAUUCCGGACCAGACCUAUGUGCUGGAGGAACUGCCGAUAUCGACCCCUUGGACAUACGUUUCCUGCUUCUGGCCUGUGGCGUGCUCUUUUUUUUUUCCGUCUAAUCUUUGAUUGAUUGUUUGAUCAACACUGAGAGUCGAUCGGACG